Lolium perenne is the source of this 3617-nucleotide messenger RNA. Lineage: Eukaryota; Viridiplantae; Streptophyta; Magnoliopsida; Poales; Poaceae. The record is from RefSeq and is a predicted model, not a curated record.
CUCUUCUAAUCAGUAGUCUGAUUUCUAUCGAAACGUCGGACGGCUUGUCCGUCGUCCAUCCUUGUGGCAUCUCAGGGCUGUAAGCAUUCCAAAGAUCUCCUCCCUGCCCCAUAAUUACGGGCCAACUUAAUUACAGGCCCACCUAAUUACACGCCCAUCUCCCCAAAUCUCUCCCGUUAUCUCCGUUAACGAUUCGUCUCCUCUAACCGUCCCUGAACUACGCUUCGGAGCUGCCGCUCACCUGCAUCGCCGCUCCGCUUACCUGUUCCCUCUGAUCUGCUCACCGCCGACGGCCGUCCACUUCUCAUCCCCAUCCACCGCCAUUUUUUCGCCCCUUGUAUUCCAGCUGAACCUCCCGUUCGACCAUGCUCGGGCCCAAAUCCCCCGCUAGGCGCUGUUGAACUCGACGACCCACGGACGAAGAGCGAAAUCAACGGCCGAUCUGCGGCCCUGUCUCACAUCGCCGGUACGCCUCACCUCACUAGCCAGCAACGAGCGUACGGCCGUCUAGAUUGCAAGUUUUGGAGCACAACCCUGUAGGCAUUCGCGCUGCAGAUUUCUGCAACUAGCGGAAGCUACCAUGAAACCGGUGGAUGAGUGUUUGUUGAAGAGCCGAUUUGCUGCUGGUCGGUUGAGGGAUGUAGUUUUAGGUAUGGCGAAGGAACGCAAAGAUCAUAUUCGACUGCGAGGGUGGGGUAAUCUUCUGGAGGUUGGUUCUUUCUCAGCUCCCGAGGGACUGCUUGAAUGGAUUAUAGAUAGGACAAACCCCGAGCUUGGUGAAUUCAGGAACCCACGCAGCAAUGCUUCUAUAUUGUUCACGAAAGAUAUGAUUGUAAAAGUUCUUGGCCUACCUUCUGGUAAAAGGCCGGUUGUUCUCACUGGCAAGCACCAAGAAUCAGCACACCGUGAAUUCUUCAAAAUAGACUAUAACCAUGGAAGAAGGGCACCAAUACACCAUGCAAUCGAUAUGCUUGACAAGGGAAAUCUGGAUGAAGAAACAUACUUUAGGACCUUCUUUGAAGUAGCAUUGGGUACUUAUUUGUGCCCGGGAACUGGAAAUAUGUUACCUUUGGAAUAUCUUGGCAGCCUUGAUGAUUCAAACCAGGUCAAAGAUUAUGAUUGGGGUGCACACAUCCUUCAAAAUGUAAUGUCAGAGGUUGAUGCAUUCCAAAAGAAGAAAGCAAAUAACAAAUUACAAAAUGAACCAAAAAAGAUAUGGGUUGGUAGCUGCUUACCUGUGCUCGCGAUUAUUUUCAUGGACCAUCUUGAAUUCCCAGAGUCAAGCUUGUCGGUGCAUCACAUUGAUUACUCGCUCCCUAGAGCAUCACAUGUUUCUGACGCCGACUUCAAAUUUGUUAUGAAGCACGACAAAAGUCGAUUAAGUCUCAAUUCUCAUUCAUAUGGCGCACGCCCUUUCCGUCCUUUCCACAUGACUCCAUAUGCUAACCAACAUGCUCCAUUUGGGCACCAACCCGACCAGCCACCGUUGGUAUUGGUACCACAGCCUCCACCACAAACUAACAUUAUUCUGUCUGAUGCCACCACUCGGCAGGGCCAAACAAGUAACAUGAAUGUGACUAAUGUCACGCUUCGGCAGCGUGAAACAAAUACAAACCAUACUUCCAAUGUUAGUUUGCAAGCUUCCAAACAUGUCAUUACUCCGCAGGCCCAAACAAAUCGAAACCAUACUACUGAGGAGCAUCCAGAUUUCAUGAUCCCCAUCUUUGAAAAGCAUAAGCAAUUAUGGGCUAAAGAUAUGGAAGAUAUACAAGCAAUGUGUACAGAAAAACAUGGUACCCGCAUGGCUGAGUUUGCAAGGGAUGUCAUCGCAGCUUGGAAGGUCCAUCCUGCACCUACUACUUCCUUUGCGUCGCCCCCAAGGGCUGUAGAUGUUUCAAACAUUCACGAAGCCGAAGGUAGUGCUUCAAAGGCAACUCCCGAAACACGCUUCUGGAAGGAAGCCGUCCAGAUUGCACAGGAGGUGGAAAAGAGCAAAGAGAAGUCAAGCCGCCAAAAAAUGAAACCCGAUACACCAGCAAUGCGACUUCAGCUCAAACCAACCCAUAUCAAGCCACCUUCUUUCGGUCUUUUACUACCCGGUGAGAGCUGGUCUCAACCACUCCCGCCAACUGACCAACUUGAACAAGCAGAUGUUGUCACCACUGGUGUAGGAACCAGUAGUUCAGGACCCAUUGCACAAUCAUCCUCGCAUGAAAAAGAUCAAUUACCACCACUUGAACAAGAGCAGGCCGCGUCACCUAUGGAAGACCUAGCUAUCUCACCUGGACAUGACCCGGCGACCUCUCAUCAACAAGAUUUUGCUUCUGCUGCACCUACAAGUGUUCCAAACACAACUACUGGAACAACCCUUACAGUACCCACUGCACCCUCACAUGGGCAAGAUCAUAUAGCAUCACGUGAACACGAGCAUACAGCCUCACUUGACCCAGCUACAUCUCACAAACAAGCCCCAUCUGCUGCACCUACUAUUGUCAUAAAAAGAACUCCAGAACCUGUACACACAGAAGAUACUGAAACCAGCAUUGUCGACACCAUCGGUACACAAACUCAAGAAAAGAAGAAUAGGAAGAAGAGAGCUUUUCUCGGGCUUAACGAAGCAAACGCCUCAAAGAAGAUCAAGACUACCGAUGACCAGAAGGAAUCGUACUACAAAUUCAUUCUCAAACAAUGCGUCAAACCUCCCAAAAAAGGAGAAAAAAGGCCACAUUUUGUGGAUUUUGGUGACUACCAUAUCUCUUAUGAACACUUCCGUGAAGCGCUUCGACCCCGUGGUCACAUAGAUACCCACGUCAUGGAACUAUUCAUCAGACACUUCAACAACGAGACGGACAACGUGACAUCAAAUUUACACACAUGCACCAAGUUUGCUUUCUCACAAUCAUUAACGCAAAAACUACUGGUCGAUGAGGACAAAUUCGACCCUACGAGUUGCCUUCGCGAAUUCAACAAACUUUAUAAAGAACACAAACUCAAAUCAAAGGAUCUGCUAUUUUUUGCGAUUGUUGAUACCGAACAUUGGAUCUUGUGCUGCAUCAAUCUUAUUCACAAACAGAUCAACAUACUUGACUCUAUGAAAAGAGUACAUAAGACACAAGUUUAUGAGAAAGCGGAUGUUCUGGUUACUAAUUUUAGCAAGCUGGCAUCUCUCGCAAAAGCCUUCCCAAAUACUAAUUUCAUGGAGUUUGUAUGUUCAAAUCCUCUAGAAUGCCGCCUUCAGAGCACACUAUUUGAUUGCGGUGUCUUCACAAUGCUACACAUGCAACACUGGGAAGGCAAGAUACUGAAACCCUUCUGCAUGAAAAUGCUUGAAAACCGCAUGCUCAUUGUCCACGUGAUCCUACAUUCUACCUUGAACAAGGCUGAUCCAACCUGGGUUCUGAAGAAGAAAUAAGGAGAUCCAUUUGCUUCUAAAAAAUAUAGUUUCAGUCUAGCUUUGUUUCUGUUGGGAUCAACCAUGAUUUUUUUACUCACUUGUUCCGGGUUGGCAAGAAUUGGGAAUGUAGAAAUAAUAAGUUUCCGAAACGCUUUGUGAAUCAUAACAGGUUAUUUUAUAUAUUUGUAUGAAAUUUGAGUCUUCUCUAUUUGGUUGACUUUCA